Messenger RNA from Trichomonas vaginalis G3, 1209 nucleotides. Its product is annotated as phage tail repeat-like family. NCBI's taxonomy places the organism in Eukaryota, Parabasalia, Trichomonadida, Trichomonadidae. The annotation marks the transcript as partial. The record is from RefSeq and is a predicted model, not a curated record. The transcript has a single exon.
AUGACAGAUGAGUUUCUAUUUCAAGACAAUAAGAACCAUACUGUCUGUAUAAAUCCAACAAAAGGAACUUUAAACGAGAAACCUAUAAAUGAACUUCUUUUGAAAGCAGAUGUUGACAACAAAGCUGACAAAGAAUAUGUAGACGAUGCAAUAGCAAAAGAAGAAGAAAGAGCUAACAAAGCUUAUGCAACAAAAGAACAUACUCAUCCUGAACUAGCAGACAAAACAUAUGUUGACAAUAAAAUGUCAAGUGAAGUGACAAGAGCUGAAAACGAAUAUUCUAAAAAGACUCAUAUACAUUCUAUAUCUGAAAUAACAAACUUACAAGAAACCUUAAACAGGAAAGCAGAUAAGGGAUGGGUGGCUAGUGUGUUAGUGAAGAAGGCGGAUAAGGAAUAUGUGGAUGAAAAAGAUAACGAAAUUAUAGAAAGGGUUGAAUGGUACCAUGAACGGACAUCGAAGAUUUUAAAAGGUAAAGCCAAUACAGGAUGGGUUUCAGGAUGUUUAGACCUUAAAGCAGAUAAAACUUAUGUUAACGAUGAGUUAGAGAAGAAAGCAAAUAAGACUCAUACACAUACAAGUUUUACAACUUUUACAGCAGACGACAUAAUAUUGAACUUUGACCUUGGUUCAAGUGCACCUUUAGAGAAUCCAAGUACAAGCGUAAAAGAUACACUAAACAAUUUAGAUAACAGUUGCAGGAACAUUGAAAGUCAUGCCAGAAACUUUGAAGCAUAUGAACUACCAGCAAUGUUAGAUAAGAAGGCUGACAAAACAGAGCUUCAAACAUUAAAGACAGAAAUACUUCAAACAUUAUAUCCUAUAGGCUCUAUUUAUACGUCAAUGAACUCUACCAGACCAGAAACAGUACUUGGUUUUGGAACUUGGACUCAAAUAGUCGACAGGUUUUUGUAUUGUGCAAACUCUUCAAAGGAAACAGGUGGAAGUAAAACGAUUUCAGGUGAAAACUUACCUGCACACAGUCACUACAUAGAUUUAAGUACAUCUCAAGCAGGUUGGCAUAAGCAUAAAUUUUGGGAUUGGUCAGCAAUGAAAAAAGGUAAAGGAUAUGAUGUUAAAGACGACGUUCAGUUUGCUAUAAAUUGUUUCUGGGGUAACACUCAGGGAGAUGGAAACCAUACACAUCGCGUUUCAGGAUAUACGCAAACAACGGGACAAAGUAAAGACUACAUGCCACCUUACAUGACA